AUGAAUGAACGCUUUUCAUCUGAAAAUUUAAUUACAAGUGUAUUGAAAACGACGGAUAAUUUGAAGAAUAAAACAACAAGAGAUUUAAGUAAAGAAGGUGCUACAUUUAUGUGGUAUCAAUUAUUAACAGAUAUAUUGCUCAAAAUUCCGUAUUCUAAUGAUAAGAACGUUAAUCGAGCACAUGAAGAAAUGAUAGCUGAAUGUCGAUUAUACUAUGCGGAUGACGACAGUGAAUUAAGAAAAAUUGAUCAUUUUGCAAAAUGUUACGACUGCAAGCAAGCUUUAUAUUGGUAUACUUGCGAUUCUUUUGUAUAUAAAUUAUUAAAUCGAGCAUUGCGUACCGAAGAUAUUGAUGUCAUAUUUAAAUUUCGUUCAUUUAUUGUCGAUUUACAUCGAUCAAUAAAAUCGGGAUAUAGUGAAAAGUAUCAGUCAAUUGACAAUUCAAACUUGAUAGUUUACCGUGGACAACAAUUAAGUCGAAACGAAUUCGAAAUUAUCAGACAAAAUAUACAUGGAUUAAUAGCAAUGAAUAGUUUUCUAUCAACAACAACAAAUCGAUCUUUAGCUGAAAUAUUUGCUGGUAUAAGAAAUGAAGAAGAACAACUCGAAGCUGUUUUGUUUCGAAUCGUUCUUGAUAAUCAAUUGGCCAUUUUAUCAUACGUGGAAAUUGACAAUAGUGCCGAAGAUGAAAUACUUCUUUCAAUGAAUGGCAUCUUUUGUAUUGAUUCUGUUCAAGAAGAAGAAAGUAAAUGGAUAGUUAAUUUGAUAUUAGCAAGUCAUGGAAAUGAAAGUUUGAAUAGUUUAUUAGAAUUUAAUCGUCAACAUUACAUUGGUACAUGUCCAUCUGUCAUUACACUUGGUCGAUUCCUCUGUGAAAUGGGUGAAUAUAGAAAAGCUGAAAAGUAUUUUGAUUUAUUAUUAGAUCAAAACGAAGAACAAUUAAUAAAUCUGACGGAAAAUGAACUUGCUUCUAUAUCACAGAACUGUGGAUAUGUAAGUGUUCAGAAAGGUGAUUAUAAUAGAGCUAUUUAUGACUAUGAACAUGCACUUCAAAUAUUUUUGAAAACAUCAGAUCAACAUGGUUUAGUGUGUACAUAUGUUGGUUUGGCUAAUCUCAGCAGUUUAACUGGAAACUAUGGACUUGCAAUUGAAUACUUAAACAAAAUACCGAAUAUAUCAAAGGAAGAUACAUUAUCAUUACAACAAUUGGAUCUUGUCAUUUGUAGAUGUACGGCUAUUGGAAUGACUUUUCGAGAAGUCGGGAAGUUUGAGGAUGCCGAGAAACAUAUUAAAAGUGCACUUGAUUCACAUUUAAAGUAUUAUCCAAAAAACGAUCCACGAACUGGAAAACUAUUUAUAAAUCUUGGUUUAAUCAAAAAUGACCUUAGUCUCUAUGAAGAAGCUUUUAAUAAUUUUCAACAAGGUCUUGAGAUUUAUGCAAAAUCUUUGCCACCUGGCCAUUACGAUAUUGGAAUUGCUUAUUCGAAUUUUGGUCUUUCUCAAGUGAACUAUGGUCAAUAUCGAUCCGGAUUAGAGAAUCUCACCAAAGCUUCACAAUUUUCAACCAUAAAUGAUUCAUUGAAAAGUAGAAUCUUCAAUAAUAUGGGUUUGGCUUAUACUUAUAUGAAUGAUACUGAACAAGCCUUAGAAUUCUAUGACAAAGCUCUUAAUUGUGAGUUGUCACAAAUACCAGAUGCUGAUUUUCCAUUUAUUGCAACAAUUUAUAGUAAUAUAGGAACAAUAUAUUCUGAUAAACAAGAUUAUAAAUACGCAUUGAUUUACUUUCAAAAAGCUCUAGGAUUUCAAAUCAAAUCAAUUCCAUCAAAUCAUCCUCAUUUAGCUUUGACGUAUAAUAAUAUCGGAACUAAUUAUUAUUAUGAAAAUCAAUAUGUCGAAGCGAUAUAUUACUACCGAAAAGCCGUUGAUAUUCAAUUGAAAACACUCAAAUGGAAUCAUCCAGAUUUAGCUGUAACUUACAAUAAUAUUGGUAAUAUUCAUCGAAUGAAUAAUGAUAUUGAAUUAGCCAAGAAUAAUUUUGAAUUAGCAUUGGAAAUUGCUUUACAAUCUCUACCAGACGAUCAUCCAACUGUCCAAAUCUAUCGGGAGCAGUUGUUAUCAUUAUGA
This is a messenger RNA of Adineta ricciae, 2124 nucleotides long. The record is from the annotation of a GenBank genome assembly. NCBI's taxonomy places the organism in Eukaryota, Metazoa, Rotifera, Eurotatoria, Adinetida, Adinetidae.